This is a messenger RNA of Camellia sinensis, 3047 nucleotides long. Lineage: Eukaryota; Viridiplantae; Streptophyta; Magnoliopsida; Ericales; Theaceae. The record is from RefSeq and is a predicted model, not a curated record.
ACACAUAUCAAUAGCCAAGGAGAGUGUGAUUAGGGAGAAGUAGAGAAGAAGAAAAAAAGAAAAGGAAGAAAAAGGGUGCUUUCUUGAGUCAAGGUAAGAACACUUCUUCCCCUCGUCUUCUCCAAUUCUUUCACCAUCCCAUCCUAUUGUUAGAUUCCCUCUUGUGUUGCAUAUUAAUAGGAAAUAGGGUUUUUGAUGUAUAUAAGAGUGUGGGUUUGAUUUAGUGACUUUGCCUUACAAAUUUGUAAAAUUAGGCACUGCUGUAAUUUCUCUAAUUUAAAAGAAAUAUCAAAUUUAUUUAUUUCUUCAACCUGAAUUUAAUGUAGGCUAUUUGGUGUGUUUAUAGCUUGUGGUAAUUUUAUUAGCCCCUAAUUGUGUGUUUUUAGGGCUUGGAUACUUUGUUUAAAAAUCUGGUCCCGAGUCUCUGAAAAACAGUCCACUUCUUGCAAUUUUAUAAAAUUCCAGAAAAAUCAUCUCAGGUUGGUUCUUUAAUACAAAUUUAUUAUUUUGAGUCCUCUUUUCAAUGGAAUUUAUUUGGGUGAAAAUUAUUGGGUAGAUUGAGAGGAAAGCUAGUUUUCUCAACGGGUGACAAAUCUGGACAGGUUUUCGAAUAUAGCUUGUAGAUGAACUUCUGGAGGUGCUAUGCACAUUCUGUGAAUUGGAAUUGAAACUAGACAGGUUAUUUAUUAUUGCUGUCCAAUUUCAGCCCCUAAUUUGACCUAGAAGUAUUUUUCCCAAAGCACUCUUGUUAGCCCUGCAAAACCGAACAGUGCUGGAAAUGGUGUUUUGUUGUGUUGUUUGUCUCUAAGUAUUUCAAGCAUGCCUAAUGUUAUUUGCUUGCCUUACCAUACCAAUGCAUGAUUAUCAUGGGCUAUAUUUCAUUCCUUAUGUUUGUCUCAUGCUCUUUUAUAUUACCGAAUUACCGAAUAUGACUAACUUGCUUGGCAAUAGAUCUAAUAAAUAGGAAAUGGAAAGGGGUUGGUAAUGGGUGACGUUCACUCCUAUGCUUCAGAAUGAUUUAUGUAAUAUACAUGUGAAUGGGAUUAAAACCAACUGAGUUAAGUCUUGCGCAAGUGGUCUAAUCGAGGCCUUUUCCCAAGUGGUGAAAUCCCUAUUAGAACUUCCCAGUUAAGCGUGCUUAGGCUGGAGUAGUUCUGGGAUGGGUGACCCACUGGGAAGAAUAAAUCCGUGCGGGCAUGGCCCAAAGCGGACAAUAUCGAUGACGUAUGAAGGGUCGGGGCGUUACAGAACCCUAACUAACCAGCUUAAAAAAUUAGCUCUAGAAAAAACACUGACCUACUUACCUAGCCCAGAAAUCAAACAACUCACCGGUGAGAAAUUUGACCAAUUGAGUGCUAGAAUGUAUUUCUUCAGGCAUUCUAUCAUUCAAUCUUUUUGUGAGAAAAGCCAAGUAAUGGAAGACCUAAAACCCUAUAUUUACACCUUAGCCGAAGAUAGCAGAAAUAGCGAGUUAGUCAUUAUUCAGCAUUUUCUUCAGGACCUCUCCAUAGCAAGAGUUGACUGCCCUGGCCUAGCUUAUCAAUGGACCUAUACCUAUGAAGAUGAAGAGCAGCCCUGCUUAGAUGAAAAAAAAUGCAAUAAGAGGUCCGAACAUUUUGCUAGAUGUCAGUGUAACCUAGACUUCAGCAUUUGCCUUUGCCAGAUAAAUCUAGCUACAUUCGAGCCAUUGGAGUUAGAAAUUAGGGGCGAAACUCAUUAUCUAACAGCCCCAAAAUUGUUAGAUUACGGCUUUGUCUCUAGACUAAUUUUCACAGAACCAGAUCAGACAGAUAGCUUUGGACAUAAGCUUGUUCAUGCAGUACUGUGUGUAAUGGAAGAACAUCAUCCGUAUGUAGAAGCAUUGAUAGAUAGUAGAUUACCAGAAUGGAAGGGAAUAUGGUGCAAUCCAGCUAAACAUAAAAUGUACCUCAGAGGAACUGCUACAUUCCCAGGAUACCCAGGACUUCUCAAUAGGAGACCCUGGCCAUGCAGAAGAUUUCCACUCAAAGACCAGCUCAAUAAAUGGAGAAAAUUUGCUAGCGACUCUCUAUUAGCAUAUAAUGGAAAUUAUGGACAUCUAGUCUGUGAAGAUAGACAUCAAAAGAUACAUUGUAAUUUAGCCAUCCCAGGAUAUCCCUUCAGCAAAGAGACAUUUGUCGAUGAAAGUCAGUACCCUAACUAUCAGCAUGGCGUCUCUCAUGAAUCACCAGUAAUGGGAGAAAAUGACCAAGAAUGGUACGAUGAACCACCCAUGGGAGAUGGGGAUGACUUUUACGACCAACUCUCAGUAGCAGACCUGGACGACCUCUCAAACAGAACGUAUGGAUAAAAAAAAAAAAAAAAAAGAAUCCGCUUUGAAGAAUUAGCCUCCAAGCGUCAACAUCAAUAAUUGGAAGUCUAGCAAAAGAAGACAAAAUCCGUAGAAGAUAAGGCUUCCCUUCAGAUAUUAGAGAAAUGCGCGCCAAAAUAUUAUGUAGAUUUUUGUGUUUGUAAUUAUUUAUUUUUGUCGGUAAUAAGGAUUUUCCUUCACUCACUACUUUAAUAGAGCAGAUGACCUCCACCCUGCUCCAUUAAAGAAAAGCUGUGAGAAUCCUUACACGUAUCCUGUAAUCAAUUAUAGUGUCAAAAUUUUAUCAAAAAAGAAGGAUUGAAUGAUAUGCGAUGGGGCCCAAAGUAGUACCCGAUAUCAUUAUCCUAAUCUUUUAUUGAUAGAAUUUUAUCUAUAUCUAGAAUAGUGAUUUGAGUAGUCAAGAUCCAUAGAAAAUCAUGUAAAGUCUAGAAAAGUCUAUGGCUUAGGCUUAGUAGCCUUUGGACUUUUGAAUCUAAACCUUUUGACGUAGAGAUAUUUCUUUUUGGGUUAUAUGUAUCAACCAUGUGUAUAAAUUGGCAUUCAUGCCAACGAAAGAAGCAGAAUGAAAAAACACCCCUUCACUCUGCAUUGUAAAAAUUUCCAACCCCGCUCAAAAAACCUCUAAGUGUAUUAAGUUUUUCAGAGUUUCAGAGUCUGUAAUAUAAUCUUUGUAAGUAUAUUUCUUAUUAAUAUGAAG